AUGGACAGUGCAGAAGAAUUAAAGCAAAAUGGCAAAGAUGCUCCAGAAAGACUGGGAAGCCUGGAAGUAACUACCAAAAAGAUGACUGAGGAAUUUAACAGCCAGAGAGCAAAAAUGAAAGAGCUGUUUUUACAAAAAGAAGCUGAAUUAUCAAGGAAAACUGAAGAAAACGCCCUAUUAUUGGAACAAGUAAUAAAGCUUAGAAAUGAACUUGACGAUGUCAAAAGCCAAUUGGUCGUUGAUAGUAUGAGAGAGUCUGACUUUGAAGAUGAAAAACGAAAGGCUGAGGAAGAAAUAGCAUCAUUACAAAGAUUAAUUCACGAAACAGUAGAAGAAUCCAGCUCAUCAAGAAGCUUAUACGAUCAAGAUCUUCAUAAAUUACAAUCAUAUAUUCAAUAUUUGCAAAGGGAAAAUGAGCAUUUGAAAUUGCAAAAUAGUCAAUUUCAAGAACAAGCUACUAGCCAGGAACAUAGCUUAGCUCCUAGUGUUGUCAUCAAUGCGUUAACAAAAGGUUUAGCUAAGAAACUUGAUGCUUUUGGAGGUUCGCAAGAUGACAAAUCCGAAAAAUCCCAAGAAGAUGUGGAGCUAUUAAGGUCUCUAGUGGAUCCACUAGAGGAUCAAAUAAAGGCCCUUAAAGAAAAAUUGCGAUCGACAGAUGAGCAACUGCAAAAAUGUAUGGAGUGUCGGCAUCUUGUAAAUGAACCAAAUCGGUCUGUCAAUCAAACCCCAGAAAAGGUAAAUCUGCAAAAUACCACAGCUACAAAUACGUCAUUCGAAAUUGCAAAGAACGAAAAUCUAACAUGCGAUAUGUGCAGUAAUUAUGAGGCACAGCUAGUCAAGGAACAACAAACUGUUGCAGAUCUUAAUGCUAAACUGCAGUCGGCUGAAAAGGCAGCUGACAGACACAAGGAGGAGCUACUUAAAGAAAUCGGAUUCAGGAAAGAGAUGGAGGAGAAAUGGAAUGAAAAACGGGAAGAGCACAAACAACAGGUGGCCAUAUUGACGAGGACCACAGAUUGUACGGAACAAGAUUUAAGGGAACUCAGGCAGUUUUUGAAUCAGACAUCACUUGAAAUGAAGAAAGAAUUGGGGAGUUUGACUAACGAGAGAGAGAUGAUUUAUCGAGAAUUGGAAAAAUUACAAAAUGAAAAUGAAAAGCUGGUGGGAAAAUAUACAAUACAUUCACAGCAGUUGCAAAGUGAAGCAAUAAAUCUACCUGAUACUGUUGAGGAAUUACAAGAGCUGCUCCUCAAAAACCAUCAAGACCUAAUUAUCGCUAAAGUAGGCAAAGAAGCAGCAGAAGAGAAAGUGAAUGAUCUGCAAUCCGAUAUAAUGCUACUAAAGAGUCAAAUAGAUCAUGAUCAGCAAGAACGAAAGGCAGUAGAAGAAUCUUUAGAUAUUGAAAUUAAACAAUUAAGGAAAUACAUAGAGAAGCUUGAAAAAGAAAAGAAAUUAUAUUUGGCUAAGAAUGCAGAUGUGAUAGAAAAAGAAGAACGAAUAAAUGAGUUAGAGAAUUUAAUUAAAAAACUUGAAAGUCAAAUCCAAGAACUGAGAUCUAGAGUGCAUUCCUUACAAGAAGAACUUGAAACCAGCGAAACUGUUCAAAGAGAUUUUGUUAAACUAUCACAAAGUUUACAGAUUCAACUAGAAAAGAUUAGAGAAGCUGAUCACCAAGUCCGAUGGCAAUAUGAAGAAGACGUGCAAGAUUGCACCAGUUGCCACACGCCAUUUUCCAAUUCGAAACGAAAACAGCACUGCAAGCAUUGCGGCCAGGUUUUUUGUCCAAACUGUUUAUCCAAAAUUGUCAAAUCAGGGCCCAAUUCUAGACCCUCAAAAGUUUGUGAUGUUUGCCAUACGUUACUAGUCAAAAGUUCCGCUCCUUAUUUUAGUAAGGAACCGCCCAUGACUUGA
This is a messenger RNA of Ceutorhynchus assimilis (cabbage seed weevil), 1911 nucleotides long. NCBI's taxonomy places the organism in Eukaryota, Metazoa, Arthropoda, Insecta, Coleoptera, Curculionidae. The record is from the annotation of a GenBank genome assembly.